This is a messenger RNA of Anisakis simplex (herring worm), 1023 nucleotides long. NCBI's taxonomy places the organism in Eukaryota, Metazoa, Nematoda, Chromadorea, Rhabditida, Anisakidae. The record is from the annotation of a GenBank genome assembly.
AUGAACAACUUGACGACAACAGCAGACGAUAAGGAAUGUGGUGAAGGGUCACUGCUGGAUCAAACGCACGUGAAAGUACCGGUGAUAUGCCUCUAUGGAUUGGUCUUCAAUGUUUGUCUGUUCGGGAAUCUGUUCACGCUGGUCGUAAUCGUCGUGCAUCGCUCAAUGCGAACGGCCACAAAUUUUUUUCUGGCCAAUUUAAUGAUCGCCGAUUUGCUGGUGGCACUGUUCUGCAUCAUGCAAAAUAUGUUCCACGUGGUGGGAAGUCCGAAUGGUAGCUGGCCUCUGGGUGCGCUCCUGUGUCAACUCUAUGUGUUCGUCCUACAUCUUGUCCCAUGCACCAGUAUAGGUAUCUUAAUCUGCGUCUCACUGGAAAAGUAUAUAGCCGUACUGCAUCCACUGAUCGCUUUGAAAAUGCUAACCCCAAGGCUGAGAAUUUGGAUGAUGUUAAUCAUAUGGUGUACAUCCAUAAUUGUAAACCUGCCCUAUUAUUUCACUACAAAGGAGCUGAAAUUCGGCAAAAUCGCUGCAUGUACAAGGGAUUUUUCAAGUACCGUGCUGAUACGCGAUAUGGUAACGAUAUCAUUCUUCCUGUGGUACGUGAUCCCGCUGGUAACGUUGGCCUAUGUUUACGCGAAAAUUGGUACUUUCCUAUGGAUGAGCGCCAACCAGGGUGUUGUAUGCACGGCGGCCGCCGCUGUUCGAACCUCUGACGGUUAAACGGCAAUGUGCAACGAUGGCUUGAUCACACUGUUGCAACCGCUCAGCUAUUUGUGUCUAUUCCUUUCCAGCUCGGUGAAUCCAUUUCUGUUCGCGUUCUUCUCGAGGCGUUUCCGUGACGCAGUCUACGAUAUUGUGUGCAGACAUGCAUGGCGUAAACAGUCGUGGAUAAGCCUGAUACGUACCCGUACGAUGAUGUCGGAUUGCGGUGGUGCGGACGCAGAUGCCAAGUCGAGCAGUUUACCGAAGAGCUUUCGGUUGAGUGAGUUGAGACGGGCCAAUUCGGCCGGUAAUCGAUGCUGA